Messenger RNA from Chenopodium quinoa (quinoa), 1035 nucleotides. RefSeq lists its product as uncharacterized. The transcript is spliced from 2 exons. Lineage: Eukaryota; Viridiplantae; Streptophyta; Magnoliopsida; Caryophyllales; Amaranthaceae. The record is from RefSeq and is a predicted model, not a curated record. The coding region runs from base 1 to 1035 and encodes 344 amino acids.
AUGGGACAAAGUCACCAAGGAAUUCUUGUCCUAAUUCUACAUUACCCAGAAAAUAAAACGGCGGAGGCUAGAGCUUUGAUUCAAGGGUUCAAGCAAAGACCUAGUGAAAGCCUCUACGAAGCAUGGGAGAAUUAUAAAGAGUACCAAAGGGAAUGUCCCCACCACGGAAUUCCAACCUAUCAAGUCAUUCAAAUUUUCUAUGGUGGCCUAAGUCCUCAAGGCAAAUCAUGCCUUGAUGGGGGUGUCGGAGGUCCCAUAAUGAAUCGGACGGAAGAGGAAGUGGUGGACAUUAUAAAGGACGUGGUUAAGUACUAUAGAGAUUGGCAAGAUGGUGAGAGUGAUUCAACUAGAAAGAGUGGCUCUUCGGUGUACUCAAUAGACCAUCUAAAUGCGAUCAACGACUUAUCCUCACAAAUGAUAAACUUGGGGAAAGAAAUGACCGCGAUCAAGGCCAUGUUGGAAGGCUCCUUUUCUUCUCAAGCUUCAAAUUCUCCCUCCCAAUUUAAGGGGAGAGGUACCUUUUCUAACUCUCAACCCCCUCCCUCUUCAAAUAACAUGCCUAGUGGUUGCUUGUUUUGUGAUGCAUGUGGAUCUUAUGAUCAUGACUCUUGUAAUUGCCCUCAUGCUUCUCCGGAAUGUGGUGAUGAUUUUGAUAAUAGUGAGAGUGAGCAUGUGAAUUAUGUGUCAAAUAAUAAUGUGCAAAGUGACAAGAAGUUCAAUGAAAUGAUGACCCCCAACAAAAUACUCGAAAACCAAAUUUCUCAACUUUCUAGUGCUUUGAAAGACAAAGCAAGCCCUUCUUCUUUACCUUCCCAACGCCUAGAUCCCAAGAAACCCGUGAAUGCUAUUGUUACAAGGAGUGGUAAGGUUCUUGAGGAGAGAUUUCCCAGGAGGAGUGAUAACAAGGAGGUCCCCAAGGAAGUUUUGUUUGAGAAUGAGGGAAGUAGAGCAUAUUUAGAUGAGAUUGUGGUUGAGACACCAAGAGAGGUGAAAGUAGAGAAAGAGAUUAUGAAACCCAAGCUCAUUUAUCCCUAA